AUGAACGGCCACUGCAACGGCAACGUGAUCGACGUCAUGGAGCGCAUGAAGUCCUCCAUGGUGCUCUGCAAGCACGAGACGUCCCGCAAGGAGUCCGAGGACAAGUCCCGGUUACCGGCGCUGGAGGCCGCCUACACCAGCAUCCUGCGGGAGCUCGGCGAGGACACGGACCGACAGGGGCUGCUGCGCACGCCGCUCCGCGCCGCCAAGGCCAUGCAGUUCCUCACCAAGGGCUACCAUGAGACCAUCGACGACAUCUUGAAUAACGCCAUAUUUGAUGAAGACCACGAUGAGAUGGUGAUAGUGAAGGACAUAGACGUGUUUUCACUGUGCGAGCAUCACCUGGUGCCCUUCUUUGGAAAGGUUCACAUCGGGUAUAUCCCCAACAAAAAAGUGGUGGGACUGAGCAAGCUGGCAAGGAUUGUGGAGAUUUUCAGUCGCAGGCUUCAGGUUCAAGAGCGUCUGACCAAGCAGAUAGCCAUGGGAAUAUCUGAGGCUCUGCAGCCAAAAGGCGUAGCUGUGGUUAUUGAAGCAUCGCACAUGUGCAUGGUGAUGCGAGGCGUCCAGAAGAUGAACAGCCGCACAGUGACGAGCACCAUGCUGGGAGUUUACCUCGACGACCCCAAAACCCGGGAGGAGUUCUUGACUCUUUCGCAGUCCUAACAGAUGUCACCCACCACUGACUCCCCCCCCCCUACACAGCAGCACACUGAAAAAAAACUCUGGAGUGACACCGGAUCCGCAUCUUAAUCUAUUUGGAUAAAAUCACCAAAAAUCAAAAGCAGGAAAUGUAACGCUGCUUUUUCUUUAUGCUGGAUUCGAGCCAACUCUGGAUCUCAACCACUCCACACUAAAACCGGAAAGAUUUCAAUUCCAGCCGCUGAAAUCCACAAUUUGAAAAUCACUGUGAACAGUAAAUGUAGUUCCGCAGUCCUGGUGCCUUUGCUAGAUAUAUCACAGUCUUACAUGGCAAUUGUUUUUAUAACUCGUGAGUGCAAUGUUGUAAUGUGGCAAUACUUCAUAGUUUGAUUUCCUGAUGGGAAAUUCUUUGGUGCUUUUGCAAAGAGAUACAUUCCCAUACUUUGUUAUUGUAUUUAAAAUCAUCCAAAUAUAAUAAUAUUUAACAGUCUGUGGCCAUUCUGCACAAAAUUAUGAAGUAUUUGUAAUUUAUGACAAUUUUUUAGACAUCUGUAAUCCAACGAGUGAUUGAAUAAUGCACUGAGUACAUUUUGCUGAUGACUGUAACAGGGAUUUUUUUGCCUAAAUAAAAAUGAUAGAAACAUCA
Molecule: messenger RNA, 1285 nt
Organism: Pleuronectes platessa (European plaice)
Lineage: Eukaryota; Metazoa; Chordata; Actinopteri; Pleuronectiformes; Pleuronectidae
Gene: gch2
Product: GTP cyclohydrolase 2
Exons: 6
Coding region: 1-663 (220 amino acids)
Biological process (GO): tetrahydrobiopterin biosynthetic process; tetrahydrofolate biosynthetic process
Cellular component (GO): cytoplasm
Molecular function (GO): zinc ion binding; GTP binding; GTP cyclohydrolase I activity
Source: RefSeq, a predicted model, not a curated record